CAAAUUCAUAAUAAAAAGAAAAAUAUAAAGAAAACAAUAAAAUUGAGAUUUUAAAAUUUAUUUACACUACAAAACAACAACAACAUCAUCACCAUUGAACUAUGACAGGUAGUCAGAAGAAACAGACAAAAACAAAAAUAUUGGAAAAAGACGCACACAAAAUACAAACGAAUUUUAUGGCAAAAGCAGAAAAAAGAAAAACACAAACAUACAUUUUAACUAGUGAAUAACAAACAACAUUUUAACUUUGCAAGCAGCGUUAAAAGCAGCAGCAGCACAUAUUAUUUUGUAAUUCUGCUUUGCUUUAUUUUAUUAAAUUACAAAAUACACAUUAAAUAUUUAUAAAUUCCAGUAAUUAAACAAGUUGGCAAAAUUAAUUGAAAAUAAAAAGUAAUAAAACAAAUAAGUUUGCAUAAUAAACGAUAAGCAAAUAAGAUUGAAUGAAAAUUUUAACAAAACACUUUACAAGUGCAAAAUAGUAGAAUAUCAAACAAAAAACGAUUAACGAAACCUGAACAAAUUAAAAUUAAACCAACAACAAUUAUAUCGAAAAGUUUAUAAAAAAGUUGAUAAGCAUUUCUUUAACUUUAUAACUAUACAAACAUAUUUAUAACAUUCUAAAAAGACUUCAAAAGUAAAAACAAAUUAAGCUAAACAAUGCAGCCAGUUUAAUAAAACAAGCAAAAAAACCUGUGGAAUAUGAUAAGAAUGUAAGAAAGCCAGAAAAUUGAUUGAACUUAUUUUGACAGAAAAAUAAAUUAGUUUUACAUAAAACCCCCAAAAGAUAUGAACAGUAGAAGGGUCUUUUGAAACUAAUAGUGCAAUAUUAUAAAACCUAAAACAAAUCUAACUGAAUGUUAGCUAAACAACUUUAAAGAGACUUUUGAAAAAACAUUCCUUUAUUACCCAUUAACAAAACCAUGGAACUAUUACAACGUUUAUUUUACACUUUUGUGGGUACGGCUUCUUUUCUGUAUUUUGUGGUUAAAGUAGCUUUGGGUUAUUGGAAACGUCGUGGUAUUUUACAUGAAAAACCUAAAAAACCUUGGGGUCAUUUAAAAGGUGUCGGUCGCAAACGUCAUAUAGCUGAAGUUUUACAAACUCUAUAUGAAAAGUACAAAGGUCAAGCACCAUUUAUAGGAUUUUAUGCUUGGCUUAAACCUAUGCUACUUAUUUUAGAUAUAGAUUCUAUAAAUUAUAUUCUAAAUAAAGAUUCGAAAUAUUUUAUGGAUAGAGGCCUAUACAGCAAUACCAAUGAUGAUCCCUUAACAGAAAAUCUCUUACAUAUGGAUGGCAUUGAGUGGCAGCAUUUAAAUUUAAAAGCUAAAGCAUUACAAUGGCCCGAGAAAAUGUCAAAUAUUUUCACAGCACUUUUAAAAGUACAGCAAACUUUUGAUAAAUCUCUGCAGGAAAAACUAACGGAAACUGAUGUAGUUCACAACAUAACCCAACUGGUGGAAGGUUUCAAUAUAGAUGUCAUAUCUUCAUUAGCAUUUGGCCUAGAAGGUGAUUCACUACGCUAUAAGGAAACACAAUUUCAUAAAAUGUGUAAAAAUUAUACACAACAAAAUAAUAAUAUCUAUAAAGCUUAUUUGGCUUUCUCUUUUCCUCGCCUAGCAAGGCUAUUACAAUAUCGCCUAUAUUCGCCAGAGGCCACUAGUUACUUUCAAAAACUUAUCAAUGAUAAACUAUACGAACGUGAAUAUCAACGUUCUCAGCAGACACCAUACGAUUUUCUACAAAUUUGGAGUGAUUCACGUAAAAUAAGUACAAGUAUGGAGGCGUUUAAAAAACUUGAUUGUUCCGAGAUAGCGGCUCAAGCAUUUACAUUUAUACCAGCUGGACUGGAGGCGUGUACAACAACUGUGUCGUGUUGUCUUUAUGAGUUGGCUUUACAGCCGGAUAUACAGGACAAGGCAAGAUGUGAGAUAAUUGAUGUUUUGCCAAAAUAUCAAAAUAAAUUGACACUUGAUGGUCUUAAGGAAAUGGUGUAUUUGAAGCAGAUUUUAAAUGAAACCCUUCGCAAACACUCACCAUAUCCAUUCCUUUUGCGUCUCACAACCAAAGACUACGAACUACCCAAUUCUAUAUUUAUGCUACGUAAAGGCAAUCAUUUAAUUAUACCCACAUCAAGUAUACACAAUGAUGCCACCUACUAUAAGCAACCGGAAAAAUUUGAUCCAGAUCAUUUUCAUUCCACAAACGUACAAAACCGCCCGUUAUGUGCAUUUUUACCAUUUGGCAUGGGACCACGUUCGUGUAUGGCUCAACAAUUCAUACAACAACAAAUGUUAGUUUGUCUAGUGACACUACUUAAGCGCUACUCCUUUACACCAUGCCAGGAAACUAUAAUUCCCCUAACCUAUGACAAUGGCAAAUUACUAAAGAAACCAAAAAAAGAUAUUAAACUUAUGAUUAAAAAACUAUAAAUAUUAAAGAUGAUGAAUGUAUUUUAAAAUGAAAUGUGAAAUAUUUAAACUUUUAAAUGAUGUUAUGUAUGUGU
Messenger RNA from Lucilia cuprina (Australian sheep blowfly), 2503 nucleotides. RefSeq names its product probable cytochrome P450 6u1 (gene Cyp6u1). The record is from RefSeq and is a predicted model, not a curated record. Bases 921 to 2429 code for a protein of 502 amino acids. Lineage: Eukaryota; Metazoa; Arthropoda; Insecta; Diptera; Calliphoridae. Gene Ontology annotation, molecular function: heme binding; oxidoreductase activity, acting on paired donors, with incorporation or reduction of molecular oxygen; monooxygenase activity. The transcript has 4 exons.